AUGAUUCGGCUCACAGCAAUUCUAAACACGUCCAAGCAGCACGGGUGGCGCUUCGAGAAACUCAGGCCGAUUUUCAAGAAGUGGGUACGCAUCAACCACCCUCCACAAGUAAGGUCGCCACUCGUGAAGCUUGACCCCGAGAGCAACAAGCUGCUCUACGUUUGCAACGGAAGGAUAUCCCCGAGGUACUGCGCCAAGUUAGAGAAGACUGCCAAACACUUCAUCAAGAAGGGCGACGUCGUAGAGACCCCUGUUUUAGCCAUGGUUAAGGGCGGUUCGCACGUUUUACUCGAGACGCUCAGCAUGGACGACGUCGAGCAGUUUGAGAAGCUGGUGCCGGAAAUAAGAAAGGCCUUCGAAGGUGGGUGCCGUGAUUGUGUUUUGCACGUUUUGUGUACAUUUGCGGGUGACCAGCUGUCUCCAUACAGCAACUGCUGGUCAACGGUGCCCACUGCAACCCGUGCCUCGGAUCGGCAAGAUUCCGUCAAGCGGAUACUGAACCGCCACCGGGAGACACCGCGCACAAUGUGUAUAAUAGCUCAUUCCAACGACAUGUGGACCUAUAAAUAA
This is a messenger RNA of Babesia ovata, 570 nucleotides long. RefSeq names its product Chromosome complete related. Lineage: Eukaryota; Apicomplexa; Aconoidasida; Piroplasmida; Babesiidae. Bases 1 to 570 code for a protein of 189 amino acids. The transcript has a single exon. The record is from RefSeq and is a predicted model, not a curated record.